AAUAAACACGUUCUUUGUAGCAUUUGAGUAAUCCGCUGAAAGAGGAACAGUGGGAAUUGUAAUUAGCAAGCUGCUGACUGUUGUGUUGUUGGGGGGGUUUCUUUCACGAACUCCUCAUAUCUCUCAUUCAUUCUCACACUCGCAAGCUAAACCCACUCCACUCCGAUCCGAUCCGAUCGAAUCCAAUCCGAUCCGCUUUGAGUAGCAAUGGAAGAGUACCCGGAAGAGCUGCGCACUCCGCCGGUAACACUGGCAUCCAUCGUAGGGUGUUCGGAGCUGCACCCUCUGAUUUCGACCCACCUCCUAUCAAUGCAACCUCCCAUCAACACCCUCGCCCUCCCCGAUUUCUCCAAAAUCAAUCUCUUCCUCAAACAAAAAGACUCUGAUUUCGUUGCCACAUCACCCUCUCCCUCACCCCUCGUUCGCGGCAUCUUCAAACGCGAUUGGUUAACCAAACACCGCACCAAACUCCCUUCUGUCCUCGUCGCUCUCUUCCCCUCCCACCACCUCCUCGCCGACCCCUCUCACUGGCUCCAACUCUGUUCCCAUCUCGAUUCCAUCAAAACUGUCAUUCGCGGGAGGAACAUCAAGUUCGCUGUUGUCGUCGUUCACGCCAAUGCCGAUGAGAUCAGCGAAGAUAGAAUGAUUGCCUUGAGGAAGCGAGCGGAACUAGAUGCUAAAUACGUUCUCGUUUUGAAUCCCAACGACAGUUCCGAACUCAAGCAGUCUCUUGACAGGCUAUCGAGUAUGUUUUCUGAAUUGGCUGGCUCGUAUUAUAGAGAUGAAGGGAGAAGGAUUAAGCAGCGGAUAGAAAAGAAGAAUGUUAACUCCGUUGAGUUGAUUGUUCGCUACUGUUUCAAAGUUGCUGUAUAUGCAGAAUUCCGAAGUGACUGGGCUGAAGCGUUGAAAUUUUAUGAGGAGGCAUAUCAUACGCUGCGAGAGAUUGUUGGGGUGACAACAAGGUUGCCAGCAGUACAACGCCUAAUUGAGAUAAAAUCUAUUUCUGAACAAUUGCAUUUCAAGAUAUCAACCUUGUUAUUGCACAGUGGGAAGGUUACAGAAGCAGUGACAUGGUUCCGUCAGCACAAGAAUGCAUAUAAAAGGCUUGUCGGUGCACCAGAAGCAAUAUUUCUUCACUGGGAGUGGAUGAGUAGGCAGUUUUUGGUAUUUGGUGAAUUGUUGGAGACAAGUUCAAAAAUAACUCAAGGCUUUUUACCACUUAUUCUGGGCACUUCAUCCAAACCUUUGUCUGAGUGGGAAUAUUAUCCACCUUAUUACUACCAAUUAGCAGCUCAUUACUUGAGUGAGAAGAGAUCAGCACUGGAACUUGCAAUCUCAAUGUCAGAAACUUCCAAUGAGAUGGAUAAUACUGCUGAUUCAGUAGUUCCUUCAGCUUAUGUGGGUCAGUAUGCUCGAUUACUUGAGCAAGGAGAUAGUGUUGAUAUGCUACCUCUCACUGAUGAAGAAUACAUCCAUUAUGCUGUUUCCGAAGGAAGAAGGUUUCGAGAUUCACUUGAAAUUAUUGCUCUUCUAAAAAAAGCUAAUGAAUCCUACAGCAGUAUUAAAAUUCAGAGGAUGAGUUCUUUUUGUGGGUUGCAAAUGGCCAAAGAAUAUUUUGCUGAAGGUGAUAUUAGUAAUGCACAGAAGAUUUUUGAUAGUAUUGCUAGUCUAUACAGAAAAGAGGGAUGGGUAACUUUGUUAUGGGAUGUCUUGGGGUACUUGCGAGAGUGCUCUAGGAAAAAUGGUACUCUUAAAGACUUUGUUGAGUAUUCCCUUGAAAUGGCUGCUCUGCCAAUAUCAUCUGAUACUGGUGUCCAGAGAGACACUGGUCCAGCUGGUCCUGCAAAUCUACUGCAAAGAGAAAUUGUACACAAGGAGGUUUUUGAGCUUGUCAGUGAAGCUUCAGGAUUGGCAACAAAUGAACACCCCAGUAAUCUUAAGAUCACUGGAAACGAAUCACUUCAGCUUGAGGUUGAUCUUGUUAGUCCUCUUAGAUUGGUGAUGCUUGCAUCGGUUGUUUUCCAUGAGCAGAAAAUCAAGCCUGGAGCAUCAACUUUGAUUACAGUAUCACUUCUUUCACACCUACCCCUUAUUGUUGAUAUUGAUCAAUUAGAAAUCCAGUUCAACCAAUCUAAUUGUAAUUUGUUCAUUGUAAAUGCCCAAAAACCUCAAUCAGUAGAAGUCAGUAAUGGUAAUCAACAGCAUAGAAUGGAGUCAGCACCUUCUCUUUCACUUGAAUCAAACAAAUGGCUAAGGUUGACCUAUGACAUCAAAUCUGAUCAAAGUGGAAAACUUGAAUGCCUAUCUGUUAUUGCAAAAAUUGGAUCACGCUUCACAAUAUGCUGCAGAGCUGAAAGCCCUGCUUCACUGGAUGGUUUACCUCUUUGGACAUUGGAGGAUUGUAUACAAACCGUUCCAAUAAAAGAUCCAAUCCUUGUGUUAUCUGGUCAGAAGUCCACCCAAGUUGAAGAACCAGACCCACUGGUAGAUCUGCAUCUUGGUGCCUCUGGUCCUGCUUUAGUGGGAGAAAUUUUCUUGGUACCUGUAACAUUGGUCUCAAAAGGCCAUGAUGUCUACUCAGGUGAAUUGAAGAUCAAUCUUGUGGACGUGAAGGGAGGUGGCUUGUUUAGUCCAAGAGACUCUGAGCCACAGGCUAUGGAUAGUCAUCAUGUCCAGCUGCUUGGUAUAUCUGGACCAGAAGGAGAAGAUGAUUCUCAAUUAGAUUCUGACAAAAUAAAGAAAAUACAGCAAUCAUUUGGAUUGAUUUCCGUUCCCUUUCUUAAAAAUGGAGAUUCCUGGUCAUGCAAAUUAGAAAUCAAGUGGCACCGACCUAAACCUAUCAUGCUUUAUGUAUCUUUGGGUUAUACUUCAUAUAGUAAUGAAUCAAAUGCACAGAUGGUCCAUGUUCACAAGCAUUUGCAAAUUGAAGGGCACACUGCUAUUGCUCUUAGCCAUCAUUAUUUAAUGCCAUUUAGACGAGACCCAUUGUUACUCUCUAAGAAUAAGCAAGGCUCGGAGUCUGAUCAGUCAGCAUCACUGCCCUUAAACCAAAAAAACGUGCUUAUUGUUAGUGCAAAGAACUGCACUGAGUUGCCAUUAAGGUUGAAGUCCAUUUCCAUAGAAGUGGAGGCUGAUGCUGAAAGCACGUGCUCUAUUCAACAUGGAGACAAGGAGUUUUCAAACCCCGCACUUCUUGUUCCUGGGGAAGAGUUCAAGAAGGUAUUCUCAGUCAGUUCCAAUGUGAACCUUUCAAAGAUCAGACAAGGAACUGUGUGUUUGAGAUGGAGGAGGGAUUUGGGGACUGAAGAGCAAUCUGCUUCUACUUCAGCAUUGUCUUGGGUUUUGACUCAACAAAAGCUUCCGGAUAUGAACAUGGAGUUACCACCAUUGAUUGUGAGUUUGGAAUGUCCCGCUUACGCCAUCCUCGGAGAUCCCUUUACCUAUUACGUUAGAAUCUCGAACCAAACACAAUUACUGCAAGAAGUCAAAUACUCACUCGCGGAUGCACAGUGUUUUGUAUUAUCAGGGUAUCACAAUGACACUGCAUAUGUUCUUCCAAAAUCUGAGCACAUUCUCAGUUACAAACUCGUCCCACUUGCCUCAGGCAUGCAACAGUUACCUAGAUUUUCCAUGACUUCGGUGAGAUACUCAGCAGCAUAUCAGCCUUCAAAUUCUUCGAAUUCUGUUUUUGUUUUUCCUACCAAGCCUCAUUUCAAAACUGCAUCCUCAACCAACUUUAGGGUGGAGUCAGUUACUAAUGAGUAAAUCUUGUAAACCGUCAAUUUCUUCAAUUUUUCCUCUUCCUUGUAAACCCUCGCCCCCCUAGUUUGAGGGAACUUCAUAAUAUACAUGGAAAAGCUGCAUAUGCGGCCUGUUUUGGAUUUCUAGUUCCUAGUUUAUUAUUGACUUGGUUAGUGCAUCAUAUGUUCUUCAAUAGCUAUGCAUUACAGCAAUGCAUUUUAGGGUGCAUUUGGGCAACAUCUUAAUUAAGUAUUUAUUUUAAUAAACUCUUCAUGAGUAGUUUAUU
Abrus precatorius (Indian licorice) is the source of this 4027-nucleotide messenger RNA. RefSeq names its product trafficking protein particle complex subunit 11. The coding region runs from base 208 to 3765 and encodes 1185 amino acids. Lineage: Eukaryota; Viridiplantae; Streptophyta; Magnoliopsida; Fabales; Fabaceae. The record is from RefSeq and is a predicted model, not a curated record. The transcript is spliced from 8 exons.